UACGCCACUUGCCUUAGAGCAAAGCUCUGAAGAACAGACGGUCGCACAGGCGGACCGGGGCUCUGUACCAGGUAUGUCCUCUUGUUGACCCAGUUGAUUGGCUUAUUCCUGGCAAAGAGAGGACAUAACCGACGUGUUCUUCUGCUUUAACUCCUUCUAGCUACACUACCAGAUGUUGAGAUCGAAAACGAUGACCUUCAGCCUGCUAGUAGUGUGUUUUUUGCCGACCCGCUUACUCAUGAGGUUCAGAAUCUUCAGGAUCCUGGCUCUGUACCAGAGGCGAUGGUCAGCGAUUUGUUUGGGAGUGCUGAACCACCUUCUACAUCUCCCAUCUGGAAUGCUACCGUUCUGAAUUCUAUCCAGACGGAGUCCAGAAGUGGGCUAAAUGCCGACGUUCGUUCUAGCUUAUUGGCUAGGCACGAAAUAAAGGGAGAUCUUGCGACGCUGGUGCCACCAAAACUUAAUAAGGAACUCGUUCCUGCUCUAACUCCCUCCAUUAUUAAGAGGGAUGCAUAUCAGUUGCUCUUGCAAACACAACUGUGUGCCUGUCUUAAUGCUUUUGGCUCGGGCAUAUCUGUUUUAUUAAAGCCGACUGUUUUGCAAAGCCUAGACGACGAAGCAAAGUCGGUUCUGAAGUUGUUUGCAGAAGGGAUUCAUUUACUCUCCGACCUCCAGUAUCGCCUUUCACUGACCAGAAGAGCCUUCACUAAGCCUUCCCUGAACAUCCUCGGUAAGAAUGCAGCAGAGAUGGCUCCGAUUGACGAUUUUUUAUUUGGACAGAAUUUCGCGGAAACCCUUAAGGCAGCACAGGCUUGCGAAAGGACUGGCCGUGAAUUAUCAAGGUUAACAGCACCCUAUGGUUAAACGUUUCUGCAAAGGGGUCGCAGCCCUCAAACCGCCUCGUCCGAGAUAUGAUUAUGUUUGGGAUCCGGCUCCUGUAAUCGCCAAGCUCUCUUCUAUUUAUCCGUAUGAUUCAGUAGAUUUAAAAACUAUUACUAGGAAACUCGUUAUUCUUCUUGCCCUCGGGACGGGUCAUCGCGCUCAGACUCUCUCCUUAAUGAGAAUUUCGCACAUUUCAUUAAGCGAGAAAUUAUUAAUACGAAUUCCAGAUCGUAUUAAAACAUCGGCGCCAGGUCGAGCUCAACCUUUUUUCUGUUUCUCUCGCUUUGUGGAACAUGAGAGUCUUUGCAUCGUCCGUCUUAUGGAGAUCUACAUAGAGAGAACUAGAAAACUGCGACCUAGCACAUGUGAUUUUUUGUUUAUCGCUUUUAAUAAACCGUAUAAAGCCGUUUCAGCACAGACGGUAGGUCGCUGGAUCAGGCAAGGUUUAGAAGAAUGUGGCAUAGAUACCACCGUGUUUUCAGCCCAUAGUACUCGUCACGCUUCAACCUCACGUGCAGCAGACAAGGAAGUCUCUAUCGAUCUCAUUAAACGUGCGGCAGGUUGGACGGGCGAAUCUCGAGUUUUCGCUGAUUUUUAUAAUAGACCCAUUAUCAAUCCGGAGAACUUUAGCAAGGCAGUCCUUUUGUCAUAAGUUUUUCCUUUUACUGUCUUUAUUUCUUGUAAUAUCAGAGGCAGGAUAUAUAGAAAUAAGAUCCUUUAAGUUGUUUUGUUAGUCAAAGAGACUGUUCUUUUCUGUAUUUUAUAUUUUUUAUAUUCAUUCCGGCACAUGUUUUUUCUUU
This is a messenger RNA of Odontomachus brunneus, 1682 nucleotides long. RefSeq lists its product as uncharacterized. NCBI's taxonomy places the organism in Eukaryota, Metazoa, Arthropoda, Insecta, Hymenoptera, Formicidae. Bases 283 to 864 code for a protein of 193 amino acids. The transcript has 2 exons. The record is from RefSeq and is a predicted model, not a curated record.